AUUUAUCAAAUAUUACAUACAGUGGCAUUCCAUAUUAUUCCCCUUAUCCUCAUUGGUCAGUAGAGUUAGCCCGUCCACGUCUGUCUCGUUAGCCCCGCCCCCUGGCAGAGGGCUCCCUCCUCGUCCUCCUCACGCGCAGACUGGUCCUCGCGCCGUCACUCUGUCGAUGUGACGCUCCGACGUCUGGACACAACUCAGCUCCACCGGAUCAUGCAUUGUUUCAUUAAUUCUCAAAAAUGAAGGCUAUAACUCGGACGGAAGUGAGCAGCCGGAGGACGGCGCUAACUCCUUAAUUCCCUCCUGUGCUGCGGAUUUCUCACCUGCAGCAAAACAAAAGGAGUUUAAUUGAAGACGCACGAGGAGACUUUGUGGUUUCCUCUCUCGGGGAGCAACACAAACAUGGGAAAAUGGCACUUAUCGAUGGAUCCGGUGCAGGAGUGGGGGGAGGAGGAGGAGGACGGGGCUGUGUUUGGCGUCACGCUGCGCAGGGAGCCCGUCCUGCCGAGCUCGGACACGCCGGAGCUCCCGACGGCCUUCAGCUUCGUCCAGUACCACACGGUGAAGGUGCGCAGGCUGAAGGCCGGCACCCUGGAGCGCCUGGUCACCCACCUGCUGGACCCCGAGCACCAGGAGCCCGACUUCAUCCGGGUCUUCCUCUGCACCUACAGGGCCUUCACCUCCACCAGCACCCUCAUCGCGCUGCUGUUUCAAAGAGAUGACUCGGUCACCAACCUGGAUCACACCGUCUGCCGACGCAGUACCUUACCCCCGGUGAUCCGGCUGUGGCUAGAGGAAUAUGGUGAAGACUUCCAUGAGCACCCUCAGUAUCAGGCCCUCCGGCUGUUGUGCGUCCACUUGCGGCAUCGCCUCUGUUUCAGACGCUUGGCUCAGACUGCAGAGAGCCUCCUCAAGAGGCUCCAGGAACCAGAUUGCAGCCAGUCUUCGUCACAGCACAACGGUGAAUCACUGCAGCAGGAGCACAGAGAUCAGGAGGACGGCAGAGAGACGGCCACUAAGGAGGAACACAAAUGCAACUUUAUGGACUUCGCUGUGAGAGAAGUGGCGGAGCAGCUGACCCGGUUGGACGCUGAGCUGUUCGUCAGAGUGGAGCCCUUCCACUGUUUGGGCUGCGUCUGGUCACAACGCGACAAGAAGGAAAACAGAAACCUGGCGCCCACCGUCCGCGCCACCAUCUCCCAGUUCAACGACGUCACCAACCGUGUCAUCACCUCACUCCUCUGCCCGUCCUCUCCCAGCCCUUCCACUUCCUCUCCCAUCUCAUCACCCAGCUCCUCCUCUACCUUCCUGUACUCCUCCACUGGUCCCAGCUCACCUCGCUGCUCUCACACCAGCCCCGGACACAGGGCGCGCAUCAUCGAGGGCUGGAUCGCUAUUGCUCAGGAGUGCAGACAGCUGAAGAAUUUCUCCUCUUUGAGGGCCAUCCUUUCAGCCCUGCAGUCCAACUCUUUGUAUCGCCUCAAGAAGACCUGGGCUGCCGUAAGCAGGGAAAGCAUGAACACCUUUGACCACUUGAGUGAGACUUUCCCCGGUGAGAACUGUGUGCUAACCAGCAGAGAGAUCCUGUUGGAGGAUGGGACUCAUCCAGAUGGCAGUGCCCCCCCGGGCUCAGUCACCAGACCUAGCUUCAGCAGUGGUGUUGUGCCGUACUUGGGCACCUACCUGACUGUCCUCACCAUGCUGGAUACAGCUCUGACUGACACUGUAGAGGGCGGACUCAUCAACUUUGAGAAGCGCAGACGGGAGUUUGAGAUUCUCUCUCAGAUUCGGCAGCUUCAGGCUUCUUGCUCCCGCUACAGCCUCCCAGUGAAUCCUCGUAUCGCCGCCUGGCUGCAGGCUCACACACUGCUCACAGACCAGGAGAGCUAUGAGCUGUCUCGUGAUCUGGAGCCUCCAGUCGACCCCUGUCCCAGCUCUCCCAACUCGUGGAGCAGUCGUCUGCUGACGAAGAAACUUGCCUCGUUGCGAACAGGCAGCUACAACUCCCUGAGGAAGACCCACGCUGACCAGAUCAGUGUGUCAUCUUCUAGCUCCAGCAGUUCAGAGUUGGAGGACCUCUCUGUCACCCAGCCCUCCCCCUCCCCCCUCAGACUCAAACUCAAGGCUCUCUCAGGCUCUCCCCAUGAUGUUGCAGAGGAUUUCUUCUCCAGCUCCUCGUGCUCCUCCUCUCCCAGUCUCUCCAGCUCCUCCCAUCCAGACCUCAGCUCUUCCUCUCUGGUGCUGAGCCCAGAGUCAUCUUCGUCCAGCUGCUGCUCUCAGGCCGUGCUGCCCGUCUACAACAAACAGGUCGCUGACUCGUGUAUCAUUCGGGUGAGCGUGGAGUCCGUCAGCAACGGAAACGUCUACAAGAGCAUUCUGCUGACCAGUCAGGACCACACGCGUCAGGUGAUCGAGAGGGCUCUUGAGAAGCACAGCAUGGAGGACGUCAGCUGCCAUAAUUUCAACCUCUGCCAGGUGCUCAACAAUGGAAAAGAUCUUCAGAUCCCCGACAAAGCCAACGUAUUUUAUGCCAUGUGCACCUCCGCCAACUAUGACUUUGUGCUGCGUCGGCGCUGGAGGAGCCACGGGAGAUGUCUGGGCUCCUCCUCCAGUCCUGGAGGUCAAUGCAGCCGUUACGCCAAGUGACGAGCAUCUGUCCCGGCUGAAUGUUAGGAGUUCACCUAGAGGACGAAGGGGCUGCUCAUCUGCAAAC
Molecule: messenger RNA, 2710 nt
Organism: Anarrhichthys ocellatus (wolf-eel)
Lineage: Eukaryota; Metazoa; Chordata; Actinopteri; Perciformes; Anarhichadidae
Gene: rgl3a
Product: ral guanine nucleotide dissociation stimulator-like 3a
Exons: 17
Coding region: 400-2643 (747 amino acids)
Biological process (GO): Ras protein signal transduction
Cellular component (GO): plasma membrane
Molecular function (GO): guanyl-nucleotide exchange factor activity
Source: RefSeq, a predicted model, not a curated record